Messenger RNA from Cryphonectria parasitica EP155, 2052 nucleotides. RefSeq lists its product as uncharacterized. Bases 1 to 2052 code for a protein of 683 amino acids. Gene Ontology annotation, biological process: regulation of DNA-templated transcription. Gene Ontology annotation, cellular component: nucleus. The record is from RefSeq and is a predicted model, not a curated record. The transcript is spliced from 5 exons. NCBI's taxonomy places the organism in Eukaryota, Fungi, Ascomycota, Sordariomycetes, Diaporthales, Cryphonectriaceae. Gene Ontology annotation, molecular function: zinc ion binding; DNA-binding transcription factor activity, RNA polymerase II-specific; transcription cis-regulatory region binding.
AUGGACAGCACUCUAAUGCCCGGCGCGGCCCCUCCGCAGCCUCCAGCCUCAGGCAAACCCCGUAUUCCCUAUGCAUGCGAGGCCUGUCGAGUUGCCAAGGUGAAAUGCCAACCUAGCAAUACAGAAGAUAUAUGUCGAAGAUGCGCCAUCUCGAAACGGGAGUGCAUCUUCAAGACUGGCCCGCGGAUGAGACGACGACGUUCCAAGCUCCAUCCGGCGGCCACUCGUACAACGCCACCCCCUUCCGCACCCUCCAAGACCUUCACCAUCGACGUACCCAUGUCAGCAGCCGAGGACGGCGGUGACAUGGAUCCUUUGGAAAGCUUCGAAACCCUCCGAGAGUCACACGAGGGAUUUCUUGAUGAUAUCGUCCCCGAGGACAGCAGCGACACAACCUUUACACAGCCGUCUUCGUCCUCGACUGGCAGGGGAACAUUCUCCUCGACCCCUUCCGCUGGUUCUCAAUCUGUGCAUGGCUUCAGCAGCAUCCAGCCGCAGUUCAACCUUGACUCUGCAACAUCGUUAUUGCACUACUUCCGAGAGGCCAUGCUGCCCUUUUUCCCCUUUGUUGUUAUCCCACCUGACGCGAGCGUGCCUAUGUUGGCACGCGAGAGGCCCUUUGUACUACUCGCCAUACUAGCUGCUGCUAGUGGAGGCAGGAGUCUACAGGGUCACAGUCUCUACGACGGAGAAUUUCGCAAAGUCCUGGGGCUCAAGUUCGUCAGCGGGGGUGAGAGGAACUUGGAAUUGCUGGUUGGGCUUUUGAUCUACACAGCCUGGUACCCGUUCCAUUUGAGACCGAGGAAUCGACAGGCCUUGCAGUAUAUCCGGAUGGCCAGCGACAUCGCCCAUGAUCUGGAACUGGACCAAGCGCCAGACCAUGUUGACGCGGCGGCCAUCAGGUCAGACGAGAAACAAAUGGCAGGCAUGCGGGCGUAUCUGGCCUGUUAUUGUCUGUACUCGAGUCUCGCCACCGCCUGGAACAAACGUAAUACUAUGCCAUAUCAGCAGUGGACGACCGUGUGCUGUGACGUCCUCGGCGUCAUGGAACCUGCCGACCCCCCAGCGUCGUGGACACAAGACCAGACUCUAGUUUGGAUUGUUCGCCUUGGCCACUUGGUGCAGGAAGCGAUGUUGAUCAACAAGAUAGAGCGAAAGGCCCAGAAUGGCCAGCUGCAUUCUCUGCUAAUGGUCAAGGGCAUGGAAGCGCAACUAGUUGAGUGGCGAGGGCAGAUACCUGUCGAGCUUCUCUCUCAGCCCAUCAUUCACAUGACAAACAGUUUUGCAGAGAUCGCGCUGUAUGGCUAUCCACUCCUGCGGUUCUAUUUCCCAAGGUCAACGAGGCGGGAGCAGCUCGUUCCAGAGGAGCAUGUCGAACCCAGCAGGCUCCUCACAUGUGCCAGACUCUUGCGCACGUGGUACGACCAUAUAAACUCGCUCCCAGCGUCCGAGUUUGCUUCCUUCACUAGCAUCGGCUGGGGUUUUUUUGUCAUGGCCAUCAUCGUCGGCCUGCGGCUGUCCUUCCCAAUGCCCGACACGUGUCCUGGCUGGGACCACGCCGCAGCGCGCCAGGUAAUGGACCUCGGCUCGUUCCUGGAAAAGUUCUCGAGCGACGAUGACAAGGGGGGCGAGACGUUGGUCCCAGCUUCAAAAAGGCAGGCAACUGAUGUCCUGUCAGCUAGCAGGGUCGUGGUCGGAGUGGUUUGGCGCAAAUACAAGAGGCGCCUGGAGACACUGCAAAGGGCAGAGACGGCUGGGCCCCCAGCCCCAAUGCCUCCUGAUAUGGACCAGAACCGGAUCAGAUGUCCGAUGCUAGAUGGGAGCCUCGAUGAAUACCUCCCAGGCUGGGACAACACAUUCCUCGACUCAGGAAAUCUCUUGAACCCACCACCGCCUGUACCCUCUGGGCCAGCAGAUACUGGAUCUGGAACGAGGACUGGGACAGGUCCGCUACUGGACAUGCAGCCGGUGGACUUUCAUGACCUCUGGGCCACCAUGACUACGGGUUGGACACAAGGUGAACUAGGUGAUAUCGAUUUUAGCAACAUGUAA